This is a messenger RNA of Loa loa (African eye worm), 195 nucleotides long. RefSeq lists its product as hypothetical. Gene Ontology annotation, biological process: nucleoside metabolic process. Lineage: Eukaryota; Metazoa; Nematoda; Chromadorea; Rhabditida; Onchocercidae. Gene Ontology annotation, cellular component: cytoplasm. Bases 1 to 195 code for a protein of 64 amino acids. Gene Ontology annotation, molecular function: purine-nucleoside phosphorylase activity. The transcript is spliced from 2 exons. The record is from RefSeq and is a predicted model, not a curated record.
AUGUCAAUAUAUCAUGAACUGAUCAUUGCAUAUCAAAUGGGUAUGCGAGUUUUCGGCUGCUCACUUAUUACUAUUUUAACAAACCUGAAUAGCGAAAAUUCAGUGGUGAUGACACAUGAGGAGGUGAUGGAAGCGCGAAAGGAAACGCUGGAAAGAACCACCAAUUUUAUUUGUGAAAUUGUCAAGAAUUUGUGA